Molecule: messenger RNA, 1219 nt
Organism: Mytilus trossulus (common blue mussel)
Lineage: Eukaryota; Metazoa; Mollusca; Bivalvia; Mytilida; Mytilidae
Product: endothelial differentiation-related factor 1-like
Exons: 5
Coding region: 155-589 (144 amino acids)
Cellular component (GO): nucleus
Molecular function (GO): DNA binding
Source: RefSeq, a predicted model, not a curated record
UUUGUCUUUUACGACAAAACACCAAAAGUAGGAUUCCACGCCAUAUUUGCAAUCACAUUUCUUUCACAACAGUUUGUUAGUGACGCGUAAAAACAGUUAAAGACACCCUUAUCCACUACAUUUUAUUCCAAAUCAUACACAAAACAACUAUACAAUGGCAGAAGCUGAUUGGAGUGAAGUAACUUACAUUGGUAAAAGACCACCAAAAGCUAGCCAACUUCGUUCAAAACAGGCUAUAAAUGCUGCUCAGAGAUCAGGUGGUGACGUAGAAACAACUAAAAAAUUCGAUGGAGGUGGAAACAAACAACACUCAACUAGUAAAAAUACAGCCAAACUUGACAGAGAGACUGAGGAACUGCACCAUGAUACAGUUAGUCUGGAUGUGUGCAAACUUAUUAUGCAGGGAAGACAGGCAAAGGGAUGGACCCAAAAAGAAUUGGCCACUAAAAUAAAUGAGAAACAACAAAUUAUAAAUGAAUAUGAAUCUGGAAAGGCAAUUCCAAACCAGCAAAUUAUGAAUAAACUCGAAAGACAACUGGGUAUGAAGCUUCGUGGACGAGACAAAGGCCAUGCUCUUGGAAAGAAGUGAUAACCCAUUGCUGAUGUGAUGAACUUUCGCAUAGAAAAUCUAAAACUGAUAUUUUUAUUGAUUUUUUUACAAAUUUUAAACAAACUUCCAUAAUUGCAUUGGAAUAUGGAUAUAUUGCUUAUGGUUAUAAGUAGCAGGUGGCAGCAUUGAAAACUAUAUAUAUAUAUAUAUAAAUCAAUUAUGUCUUUUGGCAAAAUAGAUUCGUGCACCAAAUUUUGUUCUGUAAAUUUUAAAGUUGUGCAUGGAGUUCUUGAUACCUGAUUUUUUUCCCCCCUAAAAUCCUUCAAAAUAAUAGUUAUUUUACAAUUUACAUAUCUUAUUAGUUUUAUUCUGAUGUGAAAUACUAUCAAUAAAUUAAAAAAUAUAUUACAUGUCAACCAGAAAUUAUUUGAUUUCAAAUUGAUGUUAUUAGAUUUUGAUAACUUUUCUACAAUUGGUGCAUACUUUUGACUGUGAACAAAUAUUGUAUUUAGAAUAUUGAAGAUUUUCUGAAAUAUAACUUAAAAUCAAUAACAGCUUGUUUGUUCUUUGCUAAAGUGUUCAAUAUUUAAAAUGGAGAAUUUAAUGUUUGUUCAUUUCAGUUUUGAGUUGGGAGCAUUUAUCAAUAAAAUAUGGUUCUCCAAGUUAUAA